UUAUUCUGCCUCACUGAGACGACACACACACUCUCUCUCUCUCUCUCUGACAGACGGACGAUAAGAUUCACCUAAAGACUAAACCACCACUUUCUCUGAGAGAGGACAGCUACAGGAGGGAGUACUGGGAGUACUGGGAGCACUACCACUUCAACCAGCUGCUGAAUCCACAGACUGAACGAGAGAUUUUAUAGAAACAAAGACUCAAAGUGAACAGACUAAAUGGCUUCCAGAUUAGAGGAAGAUCUCUGCUGUCCUGUCUGCCAUGAAGUCUUUAAAGAUCCUGUCGUUCUGUCGUGCAGCCACAGCUUCUGUAAAGACUGUCUGCGGAGCUGGUGGACAGAGAAAUCAGUCAAGGAGUGUCCAGUUUGUAAGAGAAGAUCUUCAAAGUCAGAACCAGCUUGUAACCUGGUGUUGAAGAACCUGUGUGAGGCCUUUUUACAGGAGAGAGAUCAGAGAGUUUCAGAGGCUCUCUGCAGUCUGCACUCUGAGAAACUCAAACUCUUCUGUCUGGACCAUCAGCAGCCGGUGUGUGUCAUCUGUCUGCAUUCAGAAGAACACUCCAACCACAUAAUCAGACCCAUCGAUGAAGCUGCACGACAACACAGGAAGGAACUCCAGGAAACUCUGGAGCCCUUAAAGGAGAAGUUAAAGGUUUUUGAAGAAGUUAAAGAGAAGUGUGAUGAAACAGCAAAACACAUAAAGGUCCAGGCUCGACGCACAGAGACGCAGAUUAAGGAUCAGUUUAAGAAACUUCACCAGUUUCUAGAAGAGGAAGAGGAGGCCAGGAUGGCUGCACUGAGGGAGGAAGAGGAGCAGAAGAGUCAGAGGAUGAAGGAGAAGAUGGAGGAUCUGAGCAGAGAGAUAGCAGCUCUUUCAGACACAGUCAGAGCCACAGAGGAGCAGCUGAGAGCUGAAGACGUCUCAUUCCUGAUCAACUACAAGGCUGCAGUGGAAAGAGUCCAGCAGAGCCCCCUGCUGGAGGAUCCACAGCUGCUCUCAGGAGCUCUGAUAGACGAGGCCAAACACCUGGGCAACCUGAGCUUCAACAUCUGGAACAAGAUGAAGGACGUGGUCUCCUACACGCCUCUGAUUCUGGACCCAAACACUGCUUGUGCAGGACUCAUCCUGUCUGAAGAUAUGACCAGUGUGAGACAAGGAGAGGAACAGCAGCUUCCUGAUAAUCCAGAGAGGAUGGAUGAAAGUUUCUACUACUCUGUCCUGGGCUCUGAGGGCUUUAACUCAGGGACUCACAGCUGGGAUGUCGAGGUUGGAGACAGUGCAUACUGUUCACUGGGUGUGAUAGCAGAGUCUGUCCAGAGGAAGGGAGACAUACAGUCUGGAUCAUGGAGACUGUGCUACCGAUAUGGUGAAUACUCAGCCGAGUCACCAUCAGAUCCAGACACCGAUCUCCCAUUUAAGAAGCAGCUCCAGAGGAUCAGAGUGACUCUGGACUGGAACAGAAGAAAGCUGUCGUUCUCUGAUCCUGAUACUAACACACACAUACACACCUUCACACACACUUUCACUGAGAGGAUGUUUCCAUACUUUGACACUUGUGAUGAACUCAUAAUUUCACCAGUGAAGGUCUGUGUGACUGUAAAACAGAAAUAGAUGAUGAUGAUGAACAUCUAUCAGUGUAUUUCAAGAUGUGAUGAAGUCUUUAAGGAACAUGUCACUAUGUUGUUUUGAUGAGGACGUUGAUCUAAGAGGGUGAAUUAGUGAAGGCGUGAUCCCGGGCCAGCCCCCCAAUAUGUUAGGACCGCCUACAACAAACAAAGACAAUGGGGUGUGGAAUCAUCAAUUAGUUCAGAUUAGGGGUUUCAAGAUUCUCCAAAUUCACAAAUCGAUUCAAUUUAAACUUCUUUUUUUUAACAGGGAGGGCAAUGCCACAAUAACGGCCACUAGAUGGCAGAAUGGUACUUUACAACAACAGUUUGAGUUUCUCAAAAUUGACAAAGUGCAAUUGAAUGCACCAUUAGUCUAACGAGGUGCACACCCUAACCCUUGAAUCAAAAAUGUUAACAUAGUACAAACUAACAGAAAUCAAUAACGUGUGUUGAAUGUUUUCUAUCAUUUCAAAGUUUAUUGUUCUAAAAAAUUUACUGAUUUGGUUUAUAAAAGACACAAAGCACUGAAAAUAAGCACAGCAGAGACGACAGAUGGGUCGGACCUCCGUGUUAAACUUUAUAUAUAUAUAUAUAUAUCUCAAAUUGGUUUCAAUUUUUUGCGUUUCUGACUGAGAAAAAGACAAAAAGACAGAGACAGACAGACAGAGAGGUAACAUUGCUGUCAAUGGAGAGAAGCGGGAUGAAGGGAUGAAGUGAGGGAGAAGGAGAGAGAGUCAGAUCAAUUAAUAUGCAUCGGACUCAGUGUGCAAGGGUGUCUGUGUGUGACGAAUUUUAAGCAAAGCGAUUAAAAAAAUAUAAAAUAAAUCAAUUGCAGGUAUCGUUACACAGCAGAAGUUGUGAUACUACUGGGUUAUUACGUUGGGAAACUUAAAAGGUAUCGAGUAACGAUACCAAUCCUUGGAUGUUGUCUCCAACCUGUCAUUGAGUUUGUGAUUGACAGCAGCUUUAAGUAGAUUUUGGUGGUGGGAGGGGCUAACCUUUGGUUUACCAUUAGAUUAUUGAUUAUAUAUUUCUGUACAACUUGAUCCUCAUUGAGUUUAUUGUAAAGUGUUUAUUUUACAUCAUCUGUUCACUGUAAUCCAUCCUAUGUUUCUGUGUGGCUGAAAACGAGAUAUGCUCAUGCUUAUUCUCCUCUUAUUUUGAAAGUGCUGUAAAAUCCUAAUGACUACAAAACAUACAUUUUGUGCCAAUAAAAAGUGAUUAAUCUGA
Perca fluviatilis (European perch) is the source of this 2840-nucleotide messenger RNA. RefSeq names its product nuclear factor 7, brain-like. NCBI's taxonomy places the organism in Eukaryota, Metazoa, Chordata, Actinopteri, Perciformes, Percidae. The coding region runs from base 223 to 1614 and encodes 463 amino acids. The record is from RefSeq and is a predicted model, not a curated record. Gene Ontology annotation, molecular function: protein binding; zinc ion binding. The transcript has 2 exons.